Molecule: messenger RNA, 2827 nt
Organism: Galeopterus variegatus (Sunda flying lemur)
Lineage: Eukaryota; Metazoa; Chordata; Mammalia; Dermoptera; Cynocephalidae
Gene: BCAS1
Product: breast carcinoma amplified sequence 1
Exons: 10
Biological process (GO): myelination
Source: RefSeq, a predicted model, not a curated record
UUGAUUUGGGAAUAAGUGUCAAGAAGAAUAAUGUGGCCUCUUCUUCCCCCAAGACAGUGGAGAUAAGAACUGUUCCAGAUGCCAAUGGAAAGAGUCUUGGCAAAGAGGCCAAACCCGAGGCACCAGCUGCUAAAUCUCGUUUUUUCUUGACACUCUCUCGGCCUGUACCAGGACGUACUGGAGACCAAGCCACGGAUUCAUCCACUGGAUCAGUGCGGCUUGAUGUCAGCUCCCAUACAGCUCCAGAAAACAAAGCCCCGAGUGAGAGCCUGGCGCCUCCUGGAGCAGCUGCACCAGAGCACGCUGCCAAUAAAACCCCAGUGCCCAGCCCAGCCCAAGACCAGGCCCUUGCUGCCAUUUGGGCCCCAGCGCCUCUCCCACCUGAGUCAGGAGAAGCAGUCCCCUCCAAGUCCAAGGACUCCAGCUUUUUUGAAAAAUUCUUCAAACUGGACAAGGGACGGGAAAAGGCACCAGUUGACAGUCCACAAGAAACCAAGAGUGCAGAACCUCAAGAGGAGGCCAAUGAGAUUCCUGGAGUCUCAGGGCAGCCUGAUGAUGUCCCCGCAGGGCAGGACAUAGUGGAAGACGAGGAAAAAGGACAAGAAAUCGGAACCUUGAGUUGCUCCGUCCCCAGGGACCCAGAAGUAGUGGAGACUGCAGAGGUGGGCUGCCAGACCACAGAUACAACAGAGAAUAACUCUAUCAUGAGUUUCUUCAAAACUCUGGUUUCUCCUAACAAAGCUGAGGCAAAAAAAGAUCCAGAAGAUGCGGCAUCCAAAGCAGAAAGUGUCUGUGAUGGACAAGCUGGUCAGAAGACAUCUGAGAUCCAGGCUAAAAGCACCAAGAAAAAGCACCUGGAGAGCCCCAGGCUAGGACUCGCCUUUAGAAAAUUCUUUAGGCAUAAGGGUGCUGAAAAGUCACCCGCUGCUUCAGCUGACCUAAAGUCAGACAAAGCCAACUUUGUACCCCAGGAGACCCAAGCUGCAGCCAAAAAUCCUAAAGGCUGCAACUCAUCAGGUCACGUGCAAUCUGUGACAUCCACUGAAACAGCAAAGGAAAGUGCCAAGGAGAAAUCGGGACCCACCUCUUCACCUCUAGGCAAACUGUUUUGGAAAAAGUCAGUUAAAGAGGAUUCAGUUCCCACAGGUGCAGAGGAGAAUGUGGUGUGUGAAUCACCAGUAGAGAUUAUAAAGCCCAAGGAAGUAGAAUCAACUUUACAAACAGUGGAUCUCAAUGAAGAAGAAGAUGCUGCACCUGAGCCUGCAGAAGUAAAGCCCAAAAGAGAAGAAAGCAAAGCACCGAGAACCUCCCUGCUGGUGUUUCUCAGACAAAUGUCAGUGAAAGGGAGUGGAGGGAGCACCCACUCGGAAGAAAUGAAUGGGAAGGACUCCAGCUACCAACCAUCGGACUCCACAGAGAAGGCCAUCACGCCACCAGAGCCGGAACUGGCAGGAGCAGCCCAGAAGGGCAAAGAUGGUGCCUCAAAGAACAAGAAGCCAGCAGCUGAGGUGAACAAGCAGAAGAGCAACAGGCAGGACGCCAAAGACCCAGCCCAGUGCGGUGAGCAGGCCAUGGUGCAUGGCAACUCACUGCAGAACGGGGACAAGACUCAGAAGAGACCCGAGAAGCGGCGGCAGUCCCUCGGGGGCUUCUUUAAGGGCCUGGGACCAAAGCGGAUGUUGGAUGCUCAAGUGCAAACAGACCCGGUGUCCAUCGGACCAGUUGGCAAAUCCAAGUAAACAAAUCACUACAGUUCUCACCAGGUCCUCCUGCCACCAAGAAGUUUUCUCCCUACUCCAUCUCCUCCCCAAACACACUCCAUGUAUAUAUAUAUUUUUCUUCUCUUACCAUCAAAUGAAAUUCUGCCUACAAAUUAAGCCUGAGCUGUUGUAUAUUGAGGUGUAUUAUUUAUGUCUCUGGUCCAGUCUUUCCUAGCAAAUUACUGUAAAGAUGGUUUAGCAGGUUAACUAGUGUUAGGUCAGAAGAGUUGAUGAUUGCCAAGCAGGGAAAGGAGCGGCUGGAGGAAUGCAUAGGGGUUAAGUUAUAAAAAAUGGCAGCAACAAGCAAGUUGCAGAAGGAAAACGCUUGCUGGAGGGAAUUAAGCUUUGUAGUAAAUACAAGCUCAUCCUCUAAGAUUAAAGCGGGAAAUGAAAAUCCAUUUGCUUAAGUUCCCACCUCAAGGAGAGAGUAUCCAGGCUCUGUGUUGGGAGGUUGCCAAUUUCCUGGAAUGGAAUGCGUGGGUAUGAAAACGGAAUGAAUAAGAGUCGUUUUUCAAAUUGGGGCCUUGAAAGUUAUUGAUGAGAGGGAAGAGACUGACUGGAGAGGGCUUUCAAUGAUUUAGGAAAACAAUUGCUUGUGAAGCUCAGUGAUGAGGGCCAUUACAACUUCAAAAAAAAAAAAAAAAAACCCACAAAACAACCAAAUAAAUGAAGUUGCAAGUUUAUCUUGCAACACAAGGGGGCGCCAAGGUCCCCAUUACUUUCCCCCAUCCUUUAUCCCUAACAAAGAUUUGGUCUCUGCAAUCUUACAUUAUUAAUAUUUCUCAGAUGGCUUAGGGGCUUGCUUCAUCUGUUCCGUCUGACACUUAUCUCAAGCCUGUCUGUAAUUUCCUAAUGUUCUCAGGAUGUGCUCUGAUAAAACCUUCCCCAUAACCUCAGUUAAUAAAAAUUUACAGAUUCUUCAGAUACCUGAGUUUUUUUUAAUACUUGUACAGAGAAGUAAAUAGGACCAAGUCUAUUAAAAUGUAAUUCAAAGUAGCUUAUGAUUGACUGAUAGUCCUGUAUAUUGUAUCUUUCUUUUUCUGAUUUAAUAAAAAAUACAUUUACUU